ACAAUCAAUGGGUCACGAAUGUAGGUGGCAAAACCAGACACUGAGUUGCGAUAUUGAAUGACGAGUAUCAAUAUCAGUCGCAUGCUCGACUAAUCUGAUCAAUCUAAUUGGAUGAGAUGUUGUAUCUGCUGUCGCUGUUCUGUCUUCAUUUGUUACUCUAUUCACGGCCCCUGAGAUUCAAUUGGAUCGUUUGAUGUGAAUGCUUACGCAGCAGAAAACUGGGCGCAAAAUGAAAAACGAAAGUAUAAUCGCUUCAUUUGGUCAAUUUUGUAAAAAAAAGCAAUGAGAGCAAUUGAUGGGCAUGACAUUGUAUAACGGUCAAUAUUAAGUAAUAUCAAUGUGGCGACUGAGGUAUAUAAACAUCGAGUAACGUCAAUUAAAAGUGCAGUUAGCUGACGAUUUGUGAACCGCAAACAAACGGAGAAAAAACACCCAUCAAAUCAAUUUUAAAAUGGCCUUUAAGUUUACGCUGCUCGCCUUGGCACUUGUGGUGGCCGUAGGAGCCGAGUACGAUUACACUCGGAGCACCAGCAACAAUAACCAGAAAGUAGAUGCUGUGUCCAACGAUGUGAAUUCUCUGGAACAGCACGAUUCCAGUUCCAGCUCCAGUGAGGAAUAUCGCACCAACUAUCAAGCACCCGAAACCAAUGACCAGAACUCACAGGCAACUCCGAAAGGUUACGACUAUCCCAGCCAAUUGGGCAACUCCGACUCAAAUGUCUUGCAUCCCGUGAGCAACCCAGUAGCUGCCUCAUCUUCUCUCUUCCCCGUCCCGUUGCCAGUGCUGCGCGAGGAACGCCAGCCAGAGGUCUUUCCACCAGCCAGCUACAGCUUUAACUAUGCCGUCAAUGACGAGAGCACCGGUGACAUUAAGGAUCACAGCGAGACCCGUGAUGGUUAUGUGGUGCGUGGCUCAUACAGUCUCAUCGAUCCCGAUGGCUACAAACGCACUGUUACCUACACAGCCGACGAUGUCCAUGGCUUCAACGCCAUCGUGAACCGCGUCCCCUAUGUCCUUAAAAAGGUGGCCCUUGUUUCACCCACCGUAGUGCUCGACGAGCGUUCACCUGUUAGCACUCUGGUGUCUGCUGAUUCCUCUAGCUCUGCAUCUGUCAAAGAUGGCGAAAAUACUUUGACAUCUGGCUCUGGGUCUGUCUCCGUUUCCGACUCUGGUGACAGCUAUGUCAAUGCUGCCAAUCAACGUGACACUGCUGGAGGCAUCUAUGCUUGAGUGAUAAUGGUGUCGAAUACCGUGAUCAUAUAUUGUCUAAUAGUUCUACAGAUAUUUCUAGUUUUAUAGAUUGUUUGCAUUAAAUGCGAGAGCCACAAAUUAAUCUUC
Molecule: messenger RNA, 1339 nt
Organism: Drosophila sulfurigaster albostrigata
Lineage: Eukaryota; Metazoa; Arthropoda; Insecta; Diptera; Drosophilidae
Gene: Cpr23B
Product: cuticle protein 19.8
Exons: 2
Coding region: 452-1231 (259 amino acids)
Cellular component (GO): extracellular matrix
Source: RefSeq, a predicted model, not a curated record